UGGGGGGGGGUCUCAAUGGCUCCAUUGUUGUAAAUGCCCCCUGCCUCUCGCAUUACCUCUCGUCCCCUCCGUCUCUCCCGCAUCUCUGCUACAUCUCUGCCGACCAGCAGCGACUCCUCCAGCUCGACUCUCCAUUGACUUCUAAGUUACAGGAUGCGUCUGCUGAUCGUGUGGGCGCUGGUGCUGCUGGCCGUGGUGCCGAUCCUCGCCGCGCCCCCCAAGGAGAAGAAGGCCCGCAAGAAGCCGCGCCCCACGGAGCCGCCGCCGCCACCGCCACCGGAGCCCGAAUACGUCGUGGAGGCCCCACAGGACCCCGUGCCCGACCUCAGCAACUACGACGACCUCCUGAAUUACGACACCGAACUGCUGGCGGAGCCCAAGGAGGAGCCCGGGUUGCUCACCCCGAAGACAGAGGCACAGCCCAAGGCACCCGUGACCGAGAAGCCAAAGACCCCACCGCCCCCCGCUGCGGAUGGGGGAGCCGGGGGAGCAGGGGGACCAGGACUGUUUGGCCAGGAGGCACCAAUAGGCCUCCCCACGUGCUUGCUCUGUGUGUGCCUGCGUGGCUCCGUCUACUGCGAUGACAACGACCUGGACGCCAUCCCGUCGCUCCCUCGCGACACCUCCUACUUCUACGCGCGAUACAACCGCAUCGGCACCGUGCGGCUCGCCGACUUCCAGGGCCUGACCCGUCUCAAGCGCAUCGACCUGUCCAACAACGAGGUGGCCACCGUGGAGGCCGGGGCGCUGGUGGGGCUGGUGGCGCUGGAGGAGCUGAACCUCGGCAGCAACCGCCUGACGGCAGUCCCGGCGCUGCCCCCCUCCCUGCGUCAACUCGACCUGCAGCACAACCACCUGGUCAACAGCGGCCUCCCCGUCGACGUCUUCAGGGAUAUGAAUGUGCUCACCUACCUCUACCUGGGCAACAACCACCUCGACCACAUUCCCGUGCCAUUCCCCAUGAGUCUCCGCGUGCUGCACUUGCAGUACAACAACGUGCAGGAGAUCCGGGACGACACGUUCUGCAGCACCAAGCGCCCAAUCAUGCGUCGCGUCCUGGAGGACAUCCGUCUGGACGGCAACCCGGUCAACCUGAGCCGCACGCCCAACGCCUACGUGUGCCUGCCUCGGCUGCCCACGGGCCGCACGUACUGACACCACCACCACCACAAGCACGACAACAAACAUCAACAACAACAACACAAGACCACAACAACAACAACGCCUACGUGUGCCUGCCUCGGCUGCCCACGGGCCGCACGUACUGACACCACCACAAGCAUGACAACAAACAUCAACAACAACACAAGAACACAACAAACAUCAACAGCACAACAUCUACAACGCUGACUUGUACCUGCCGUGCCUGCCCACGGCCGCACACACUGACCAACACCACAACAAAAAGAACCACAACA
Molecule: messenger RNA, 1418 nt
Organism: Petromyzon marinus (sea lamprey)
Lineage: Eukaryota; Metazoa; Chordata; Hyperoartia; Petromyzontiformes; Petromyzontidae
Product: epiphycan-like
Biological process (GO): articular cartilage development; bone development
Cellular component (GO): extracellular matrix
Molecular function (GO): protein binding
Source: RefSeq, a predicted model, not a curated record